Myxocyprinus asiaticus (Chinese sucker) is the source of this 2732-nucleotide messenger RNA. Its product is annotated as MAP kinase-activated protein kinase 2-like. The transcript is spliced from 10 exons. The record is from RefSeq and is a predicted model, not a curated record. Gene Ontology annotation, biological process: intracellular signal transduction; toll-like receptor signaling pathway; peptidyl-serine phosphorylation. The coding region runs from base 361 to 1518 and encodes 385 amino acids. Gene Ontology annotation, cellular component: nucleus; cytoplasm. Gene Ontology annotation, molecular function: mitogen-activated protein kinase binding; calcium/calmodulin-dependent protein kinase activity; ATP binding. Lineage: Eukaryota; Metazoa; Chordata; Actinopteri; Cypriniformes; Catostomidae.
UGCGGUUUAUGAGUGUUUGUUUUUAACUGGGAUUUUUUCUGUUGAAAGUGAACAGAACUUUUAUAAUUAUUCAACAUUAUCUUUAAAUUCCUUCUUUCUGUACAGAGCGAAAAUAUUUUUAUUUUAAUCAUCAUCAUGAACACAUAGUGAUACUGAAACCGUUGUUUGUAAUGAAUGAAUGAAUGCAUGUGUAUAUGACGGACUUUAUGAGGGUGAAUGUGCUGUAAAUCAGUCACAGGAAUUUCUCCGGUUUAUUUUCGGAACAGCGUCACUGACGGCAGGACCGGAGCAGACAGCUGAUCAGCGGAUUCUAAAGGACCUCGUUGAACUCCUUUUAAUUUAUUUCAGCUGAACUGAAAGAUGCUUCAAAAUGGAAAGUCUCAAACGGAGAACACGUCCGAACAAAGCGAGAAAACCGUGUCCGACCUUCUCCCGGUGACACCGGUUCAUCCGAAAUUACAAAUCAAACGUCAUGCCGUGACGGACGAAUAUAAAAUCUCCAGUCAGGUGUUGGGUUUGGGAGUCAACGGAAAAGUACUGGAAUGUUUUAAUAAGAAAACAGGAGAAAAGUGCGCGCUGAAGAUUCUGUACGAGUGUCCUAAAGCCCAGCGGGAGGUGGAGCUGCACUGGCGAGUGUCUGGAGGGCCACAUAUAGUCCGAAUCCUCAGUCUUUAUGAAAACAUGUAUCGUGGGAAAAAGUGUCUUCUCAUCGUUAUGGAAUGUAUGGAGGGGGGAGAACUCUUCAGUAGAAUCCAGACCAGAGGAGACCAGGCCUUCACUGAGAGAGAGGCCUCAGAGAUCAUGAAAGACAUCGGCACAGCCAUCCAGUACCUGCACGACAUGAAAAUCGCACACAGAGACAUCAAGCCAGAGAACUUGCUGUACACUAGUAAAAGUGACACAGGGAUUCUCAAACUGACAGAUUUCGGCUUCGCUAAAGAGACGUCUCUGCACAAUCCGUUACAGACGCCCUGCUACACGCCAUAUUAUGUGGCCCCUGAGGUUUUAGGUCCAGAGAAAUAUGACAAGUCAUGUGAUAUGUGGUCUCUGGGCGUCAUAAUGUACAUCCUGUUGUGCGGGUUCCCGCCAUUCUACUCCAACACGGGACAGGCCAUCUCGCCGGGUAUGAAGCGGCGUAUUCGCAUGGGCCAGUACGAGUUUCCCAAUCCCGAGUGGGCUGAAGUGUCUGAGGAGGCCAAACAACUGAUUCACCAACUGUUGAAGACGGACCCCAAUGAGCGAAUGACCAUUGAGGAGUUUAUGAAGCAUCCGUGGAUCAAUCAAUCAAUGGUGGUUCCACAGACUCCACUUCACACCACACGAGUGCUCACUGAAGACUGUGACAUGUGGGAUGAAGUCAAGGAAGAGCUGACCAGUGCGUUGGCCACCAUGCGUGUGGAUUACGAGCAGGUGAAAAUUAAAGACUUGGAUGCCUCCAGUAACCCCUUACUGAACAAGAGACGCAAGAAAGCCGCUACAGGAGAGAAGAGCGCUGGAUCCGGCUGCAGUAGCCAAUGAGAUACAUCAGUCACAUGAUGAAGGGAAGUGAAAGAACACAUAAAGAAGAAAAAAACAAGAAUGGAAGAUGAGCUCUCCAAAGAACAACAGAAGAGGAGUUGAGAAACAAGAGAAGUAGAGGGAGGAAGAUGUGCUUGUUUCAACACUGAAAACAUUCUUUAGCUCUGAGUGUUUGUGCGUUUACACUCAUGCUUUAUGUAGUGAUCUUUUACUUGAUUAUAUUUGUAUAAAACUCAAGGUCCCAUGAGUCUUAAGGACGAUAAUACUUCUGUGUCAAACCAACACCGUAGCCUGACGAGCACCUCUUCAAGAGGCAGACCACAACAGCUGUGAUUGGUCCGAUUUAUUACAAGAGAGCGUGACAAGAAAUUAUCUGAGGUAGCGGCACAUUUUCUGAAAGAUUAUUUCAUCUAUGCAUCUAUAUCAACUGAUCAGUGAUCAUGUCACAUUGUGUUUGGACUCGUUUCGUUUUUUGUGAGCAUCUGCUUUUUUAUGUUCAGUUUAUUUCAUGGAGUUACAAGCAAAAAUGCAACAAAAGACACAUCUGCUUUUUCUCGGGUCUUUUACUCUAUAUAUUACGUAUAUCUGGUAUGUAGUAUGUCAUUUGUAUUCUGAUCGAGACCUUUCCGAUCUGUAUGAUGUUUUGACCAUAUGUUCAACAGUAUGGUGUACAGUAAAUAAUCAUUGGGCUGCACGAUCUUUGAUAAUUUUUGAUUAUUUUCCUUUAUUUUGUAAUCAUUUUUGAUAUGUUUAUGUACUCUCAAUGGACAUAUCUGUGAUUGGUUACAAUGCACAACCACUGAAUUUUUUUUAUUUAAAAUUUAAAAUUCUCUCAUGAUUUACCUCAUGCCAUCCCAGACGUGUAUGACUUUCUUUCUUCUACACAACACUUUUGAAGAUUUGUAGAAAAAGCUCCAGGCUCAGCAGGUCCUUCAAACGGGAGUGGAUGAUGAUUUGAUAUUUGUAGGUCCAAAAAGAACAGACAGUCAGCAUAAGAGUAAUCCAUCCUAUCUCCAGCGGUGACAUUAAUGACUCUAAAGCGAAUCGAUCACUUUGUGUGUGAAAAGGAACAUUAUUUAAUCACUUUUUAACUAUAAAAGAUUGCUUUCACUCAGGCGUUGACGAAUGGCCGAAUUUACCCGAGUGCUCCUGUGAUGCAAGCGUGAUGGCACGUUUGUUCGAUUCAUUGGUUGUGUGUCUGUCAUGCGUCAGUU